AUGUCUGAGGGCGAAAAAGCCAGAACCUCCGGAGAGGUCUCUCGUCCGGAACCUACCCUGCCCACCGUCAAUCCCGCUGUUGAUAAGGCAGAGCCCCCGAAGCCUGCCUUCCACCCUGCUGUCUAUGUCGGGGUCUGGAUCACUUUGAGUUCCAGUGUUAUCUUGUUCAACAAGCAUAUCCUUGAUUAUGCCCAGUUCCCUAUCAUCCUCACAACAUGGCAUUUGGCAUUCGCGACCUUCAUGACCCAGCUUCUGGCGCGCACCACCACUCUGCUCGAUGGACGGAAGACCGUGAAGAUGACUGGCCGUGUCUACCUUCGUGCUAUUGUUCCGAUCGGUCUUUUCUUCAGUCUGAGUUUGAUCUGCGGUAAUGUGACUUAUUUGUAUCUGAGUGUUGCCUUCAUCCAGAUGCUCAAGGCUACUACCCCCGUUGCUGUUCUUUUCGCUACUUGGGGUAUGGGCAUGGCUCCUGUCAACCUCAAGGUCCUGAUGAACGUCAGCGUUAUCGUGCUUGGUGUCAUCAUUGCCUCUUUCGGUGAGAUCCGCUUUGUCUUCAUUGGAUUCCUUUUCCAGCUCGGUGGUAUUGUCUUCGAGGCCACUCGUCUGGUCAUGGUUCAGCGCUUGCUCAGCUCUGCCGAGUACAAGAUGGACCCUCUUGUCUCCCUCUACUACUUCGCUCCUGUCUGUGCUGUCAUGAACGGUGUCACUGCUCUCUUCCUUGAGGUCCCCAACCUUACCAUGGGCCACAUCUACAACGUUGGUGUCUGGACAUUGCUGGCCAAUGCCGUUGUUGCUUUCCUCCUCAACGUUUCCGUUGUCUUCCUGAUUGGCAAGACCUCCUCCCUCGUCAUGACCUUGUGCGGUGUUCUCAAGGAUAUCCUUCUGGUCGCUGCUUCCAUGAUGAUCUGGCAGACCCCCGUCACCCUCACCCAGUUCUUCGGUUACUCGAUUGCUCUCGUUGGUCUCGUUUACUACAAGCUUGGCGGUGACAAGAUCAAGGAGUACACUGGCCAGGCCAACCGUGCUUGGGCUGAGUAUGGAGUUAACCACCCCGCUCAGCGCAAGUUCAUUGUGUUCGGUGCUAUCCUCCUCAUCUUCUUCCUGCUCAUGGGCUCCAUGGCCCCCAGCUACGCCCCCGAGCAAGUUGCCAGCGUCAAGGGUAUGCUCGGUGGUGCUACUGCUGGAAAUGCUUAA
This is a messenger RNA of Aspergillus eucalypticola CBS 122712, 1194 nucleotides long. RefSeq names its product UDP-galactofuranose transporter (gene glfB). The record is from RefSeq and is a predicted model, not a curated record. The transcript is spliced from 5 exons. NCBI's taxonomy places the organism in Eukaryota, Fungi, Ascomycota, Eurotiomycetes, Eurotiales, Aspergillaceae. Gene Ontology annotation, molecular function: antiporter activity. The coding region runs from base 1 to 1194 and encodes 397 amino acids. Gene Ontology annotation, cellular component: Golgi apparatus; endosome; trans-Golgi network.